This is a messenger RNA of Stereum hirsutum FP-91666 SS1, 2033 nucleotides long. RefSeq names its product kinase-like protein. The coding region runs from base 1 to 1335 and encodes 444 amino acids. The transcript has 7 exons. Gene Ontology annotation, cellular component: cAMP-dependent protein kinase complex; nucleus. Gene Ontology annotation, biological process: peptidyl-serine phosphorylation. Gene Ontology annotation, molecular function: ATP binding; cAMP-dependent protein kinase activity. The record is from RefSeq and is a predicted model, not a curated record. NCBI's taxonomy places the organism in Eukaryota, Fungi, Basidiomycota, Agaricomycetes, Russulales, Stereaceae.
AUGCUUAGACGAAUGACAGACAAACUGCUUGCUCAUCCUGGCAACCGUGACCAUGGCUCUCCCUCACCCACAUCUACGCACAACAAUAUCCCAUCGUCAUCCUCUUUGUAUAAGCACAAUCCUAACCACCCACUCGCACCCACAUCAGGCCAUCCCCAUGCACCAGAAUAUCCUCUUCAUCGAGGCUCAAUCUCAACAGAACGAACAUCUGAAUCGGGAGACCGCUCAUAUCUCGCUAGACCCUCAGACGAGGAGCUUCCGCUACCCCCGCAACCGCGGCGGGUCAUGGGCAGCUACAAGCUCGCCGAUUUCUUCUUCCACAGAACACUGGGCACGGGCAGCUUUGGUCGUGUUCACUUAGUACGCUCAAAACACAACCUCCGCUUCUACGCCGUCAAAGUCCUCAACAAAGAAAAAGUGGUUCGUAUGCGCCAAGUGGACCACACGAAUAACGAACAGCGACUGCUCCUCGCCGUCCAAUACCCGUUCAUCGUCAACCUCUGGGGCACCUUCCAGGAUUUCACCAAUUUAUAUAUGGUUAUGGACUUUGUCGCCGGUGGAGAGUUGUUCACGCUUUUGAGGAGGUCGAAUCGCUUCCCUGACCCAGUAGCGAAAUUCUACGCAGCCGAGGUCUCGCUCGCGCUGAAUCAUCUGCACAAACACGACAUCGUCUACCGCGACCUCAAACCCGAAAACAUUCUGUUGUCGAUAGAUGGACACGUGAAGAUCGCGGAUUUCGGCUUCGCGAAGUUUUGUCCGAAUACGACAUGGGCGCUCUGUGGCACGCCAGACUACCUGGCCCCGGAGAUCAUCAAUCAACAGCGAUACAAUAAAUCGGUAGACUGGUACGCCCUCGGCGUGCUCGUGUUCGAGAUGUUGACCGGCCUCCCGCCGUUCCAUAUCCCGGGCGAGGCCGCAGGAUCGCCGAUGGGGCUUUAUCAGAGGAUUCAGAGGGGUAUACCGGCGAUCAGGUGGCCUGUUGCGUCUUCACAAAUGCCAGCGUCGACAGCCCCUGGGUAUCCCUUUAUCAACGCCCCCGCCCGGGAUCUGAUAUUACGCUUCCUGGAGUCAGACCCUUCGAAGCGACUGGGCAACCUGAAGAAAGGGUCGUACGACGUGUUUAACCACUCCUGGUUCGUCGAGGUGGACUGGGAUAGACUGGAAAGGAGGGAGGUGAUGGCACCGUAUAUGCCGAAGGUGAUGGGUGAGGGGGACGCGAGCGCGUUCGAGCAAUACCCGGAUGAAGACGUCUUACAGUCAUAUGGGAGUUAUGGUGGCGAUGUAAAGGAUUCGAUGAAGGAGCUGUUCCCGGAUUUCGAGUAUACGGCUCAUUGAGGUCUCUCUCAGGCUGACCGUAUACUUUUUUGGUCUUCGGUUUUUUUCGCACUGCAUCAUCAGCACCCUCAUCAUCCUCAUCAUCCUCACCCUCCUCCUCAUAUCAUGGACUUUGUUGUAUACGCCGUCGCUUAUGGAUUAAGCGAACGUGCGAUGCGGAUUCUUUCUUCCUUCCUUUCUUCCUGCGUUUCUUUCGCAUUUGUUGUUGUUGUUUGAGAGAUUGUGGUAUACCUGACAUCCCGUCUCCUCGUCUCUGUAGUUGUUCGGAUAUUCUCCCCGAGUUCAUCCGUGUCGUCUGUCUGCCCGAUGUUGGCACUGUUGUUUUUUGGAACUCCCUCCCUCUUGUUGUGCCUGUCCUUGUGUUUGUGUUUUGUCAUACCAACCCGUUCGUCGACAUCCAUGGGUGUUCUCCGUCUUCGCAAUGGAUUCGAGUCGCUGAUAUCCUUUCAUCGUCCUUUUUCUGUGGAUACCAUCCAAUGGAAUAUGGGGUCGUAUCAGUUGAACUGCAACUCGAGACCUUCUUGUCCACGCUUCUCUUCCUAUAGCUACUCGAGUACUUCCGGCUCCAGUUCCUGUUCUUUAUUCCUUCCUGUAUAUUCGUUUAUGUUUCCUGUUUCAGUCUGUAUUGUCCCCUCGCCUUGGUGAUGAGUCUUUGACUCUCACGCGCAACCUCCAUACAUACAUAACUCACAAAUUUG